AUGAUGGAGCUGUUGCAGCUUUCUGAGAAAAAAAAAAUCUGGGAAACUCGGAUGAAGAGAGCAAGGGAUGAUAUUUACUCGGCAUCUGCCUCUCAAUUCAAACGCCCUUUUUCUUCGUCGCGUGCUGAUUCCUAUGGACAAAACCAAGUCCCUGGAAGUGGAGGCGGAGGGGGAGGAGGAGGCGGAGGGGGAGGUGGCAAUGGCGGUGUUGUUGGUGGGGGAGCAGCUACUUCCCAGAAACUGACCACCAAUGAUGCCUUAUCCUAUUUGAAGGAAGUCAAAGACAUGUUUCAGGACCAAAGAGAGAAAUAUGACAUGUUCCUUGAGGUCAUGAAAGAUUUCAAGGCUCAAAGGACUGACACUGCUGGUGUCAUAGCAAGGGUGAAGGAGUUGUUCAAAGGGCACAACAAUUUGAUUUUUGGAUUUAACACAUUCUUGCCAAAAGGUUAUGAGAUAACACUUGAUGAGGAUGAGGCUCCUCCAAAGAAAACAGUUGAAUUUGAAGAAGCAAUCAGUUUUGUGAACAAGAUAAAGAAGCGCUUCCAAAGUGAUGAGCAUGUUUAUAAAUCAUUCUUGGACAUUUUAAACAUGUAUCGCAAAGAGCACAAGGACAUUGGCGAAGUUUAUAGUGAGGUUGCUACCCUUUUCAAGGACCAUCGAGAUUUGCUGGAGGAGUUCACUAGAUUCUUACCAGAUACUUCUGCUGCACCUUCCUCACAGCAUGCUCCAUAUAACCGGAAUUCAGUGCAGCGCUUUAAUGAGCGUAGUUCUAUGGCUCCAAUGAUGCGCCAAAUACCACCAGACAAGGCACAACGAUAUCGACGAGACAGACUUCCUUCUCAUGAUCGGGAUAUGAGCGCUGAACACCCUGACAUGGAUGAUGACAAAACAAUGUUGAACAUACACAAGGAGCAGAGGAAGCGUGAAAUAAGAGAUAGGAGAAUGCGUGAUCAGGAUGAGAGAGAACAUGAUCUUGAUAACAGCAGGGAUUUGAACUUGCAACGCUUUCCUGACAAAAAGAAAUCUGUCAAGAAGGCUGAAGGUUUUGGAAUGGCUUCCGACUUUCCUUCUUAUGAUGACAAAGAUACCUUGAAGAGCAUGUAUAGUCAAGCAUUCAGUUUCUGUGAGAAAGUUAAGGAGAAGUUGAGCAGUUCUGAUGAUUACCAAACAUUCUUGAAGUGCCUUCAUAUUUUCAGCAGUGGAAUAAUUAAAAGGAAUGAUUUGCAAAAUUUGGUAACUGAUUUACUUGGAAAGCAUUCAGAUCUUAUGGACGAAUUCAAUGAUUUCUUGGAGCGUUGUGAAAAUAUUGAUGGAUUCCUUGCUGGGGUCAUGAGUAAAAAGUCCCUAUCUACAGAUGCUCAUUUAGCAAGGUCAUCAAAGUUGGAGGACAAAGACAGAGAGCACAAGCGUGAUAUGGAUGGAGCUAAAGAGAAGGAAAGAUACAAGGAGAAAUACAUGGGAAAAUCCAUUCAAGAACUUGACCUUAGUGAUUGUAAACGCUGUACUCCCAGCUAUCGGCUUUUGCCUGCAGAUUAUCCAAUCCCUACAGCUAGUCAGAGAUCUGAGCUUGGUGCUCAAGUGUUGAAUGACCACUGGGUAUCUGUGACUUCUGGAAGUGAGGAUUAUUCUUUCAAACACAUGCGCAGAAAUCAGUAUGAAGAAAGCUUGUUCAGAUGUGAAGAUGACAGGUAUGAGCUGGACAUGUUAUUAGAGUCUGUGAGUUCAGCUGCUAAACGAGCAGAGGAAUUGUAUAAUAACAUCAGUGAAAACAAAAUCAGUGUGGAGACUCUGAACCGCAUUGAAGAGCACUUUACUGUUCUAAAUUUAAGGUGCAUUGAACGUCUGUAUGGUGAUCAUGGUCUUGACGUUAUAGACAUAUUGCGGAAAAACCCAACCCAUGCUCUGCCUGUAAUAUUGACCCGGCUGAAGCAGAAGCAAGAGGAGUGGAGUAGGUGUCGUUCAGAUUUCAAUAAAGUAUGGGCUGAAAUUUAUUCUAAAAAUCACUACAAGUCACUGGAUCAUCGUAGCUUCUAUUUCAAACAACAGGAUUCAAAGAACUUGAGCACAAAAUCUUUGGUUGCUGAAAUUAAAGAAAUUAAAGAAAAGCAGCAGAAAGAAGAUGAUAUUAUUCAGUCUAUUGCCGCUGGAAAUAAACAGCCUCUAAUUCCACAUCUGGAAUUUGAAUAUUCUGAUGUUGGGAUUCAUGAAGACCUGUAUAAACUUGUUCGUUAUUCAUGUGAGGAGUUAUUCUCAAGUAAAGAGUUGUUAAAUAAAAUUAUGAGGCUCUGGAGUACCUUUUUGGAGCCAAUGCUUGGUGCUCCUGCCCAGUCUCAUAGAAUAGAAAGAGCGGAGGAUAGAAAAACUGGGCAUAAUGUUCGUAAUUUUGGUGCACCAAAUAUAGGGGGUGACAGAAGCCCUCAUGGUGACUCUCUUUCAAUGAAUUCAAGGUUACCCAAAUCUGAUAAGAAUGAGGCUGAUGGUAGAGUAACUGAAGCAAAGAAUGUUCACCGCACAAGUGUAGCAACCAAUGAUAAAGAAAAUGGAUCUGUUGGUGGUGAACUUGUUUGUAGAGAUGACCCAUUAAUGGAUAAAGGACUAAAAAAUGUAGAAUGCAAUGAUAAAGCCUCCGGAUUUAGCAAACAAUUUGCAUCUGAUGAUCAAGGAGCUAAAAGCAGUGUAUCAAUUGCAAUUAGAGGAGAAAACAGCCUGAACAGAACCAACCUAGAUGUAUCACCAGCCCGUGCCCUGACUCCAUCACGACCUACUGAUGCUGAUGAUUCUGUAGCCAAGUCUCAGGUUGCUAAUGUACCAUCGGUGGAGGGAUGUGACAUGGCAACUUCAGUACCUGUGGCCAAUGGUGUUCUAAGUGAGAGCAGUAAAGUUAAAACUCAUGAUGAAUCUGCUGGGCCUUGCAAAAUUGAAAAGGAAGAGGGUGAAUUAUCACCAAAUGGGGACUCUGAGGAGGACAACUUUGUUGUCUAUGGAGAUUCAAAUUUGCAGUCAAUGGCUAAAUCAAAGCACAACUCUGAAAGAAGGAAAUAUCAGUCUAGAAAUGGAGAGGAUGAAUGUUGUCCUGAGGCUGGAGGUGACAAUGAUGCAGAUGCUGACGAUGAGGACAGUGAAAAUGUUUCUGAAGCUGGUGAAGAUGUCUCAGGUAGUGAAUCUGCUGGUGAUGAAUGCUUUCGGGAAGAUCAUGAAGAGGAGGAAGAUAUAGAACAAGAUGAUGUUGAUGGUAAGGCUGAGAGUGAAGGUGAAGCUGAGGGGAUCUGUGAUGCACAAGCUGGAGGAGAUGGCACAUCUUUACCAUUGUCAGAGAGGUUCCUUUCAUCUGUGAAACCUCUCACAAAGCAUGUAUCAUCAGUUUCAUUUGUUGAAGAAAUGAAGGACUCAAGGGUGUUUUAUGGAAAUGAUGACUUCUACGUGCUUUUUAGGCUUCAUCAAACUCUCUAUGAGAGGAUCUUAUCAGCAAAAACAAAUUCAAUGAGCGCAGAAAUGAAAUGGAAAGCAAAAGAUGCCAGUUUACCAGAUCCUUAUUCAAGAUUUAUGAAUGCAUUGUACAACUUGCUUGAUGGAUCUGCUGAAAAUGCAAAGUUUGAAGAUGAAUGCCGAGCAAUUAUUGGGAAUCAGUCAUAUGUGUUAUUCACCUUGGACAAGUUAAUAUACAAAUUGGUCAGACAGCUUCAAACUGUCGCAACUGAUGAGGUAGACAGUAGGCUUCUACAAUUAUAUGAAUAUGAAAAGUCUCGGAAGCCUGGGAAGUUAAAUGAUUCUGUAUAUCAUGCAAAUGCUCAUGUCAUCCUUCAUGAGGAUAAUAUUUAUCGGUUACAAUGUUCCUCUAGCCCCUCACGACUAUCCAUCCAGUUUAUGGACAAUAUGAAUGAAAAGCCUGAGUUGUUUGCCAUUUCUAUUGAUCCAAAUUUCUCCUUUUAUCUGCACAAUGAUUUUCUGUCUGUCUUUCCCGGCAAAAAGGAACCCCAUGGCAUCAUACUGCAUAGAAACAAACGCAAAUAUGGAAACUUAGAUGAGCUUUCUGCAAUAUGCUCUGCCAUGGAAGGUGUUAAAGUAAUUAAUGGAUUGGAAUGUAAGAUAGCUUGCAACUCAUCCAAGAUUUCUUAUGUUCUUGACACACAAGACUUCUUCUUCCGACCGAGAAAGAAGAGACGAACACCAUCAGGGGCCACAACCUCCCAGUUUCGUAGUAGGGAUAGAGAGGAAAGAUUCCGGAAAUUGUUGGCAUGCUCAUAG
This is a messenger RNA of Sphenostylis stenocarpa, 4245 nucleotides long. The record is from the annotation of a GenBank genome assembly. Lineage: Eukaryota; Viridiplantae; Streptophyta; Magnoliopsida; Fabales; Fabaceae.